AUGAAGGUAUCACAAGUUCCUCUGCUUCGUCUUCUUCUUUGCCUGAUCUUUGUGAUUGGAUUGGUUGGAGCUACAUUACCAGGUCCAGGUGGUCCAGGUCCGUACAUAGCGACACCACCCUCAGAUUCAUGUGGAGCUAGCGGUUCCAAACAAAGUGCAUCAGCAGUACCAGCCAGGACCAGAAGACCACGACCACCUUGUAGACGUCCGCGACCCCGAAACCCAUAA
Molecule: messenger RNA, 228 nt
Organism: Microthlaspi erraticum
Lineage: Eukaryota; Viridiplantae; Streptophyta; Magnoliopsida; Brassicales; Brassicaceae
Source: the annotation of a GenBank genome assembly